GUUUAACAAUCUGUGACAUGAUGCUGGUUUUGACCUUGUAAACAUUUAAAGAUGUCCUCCAGACAGAUAUUAAAAAUACUUUGAAUAAUAUUUUGUGUCUGAUUUGUACAGAAUCAUUCAGCUUGUUAUUGAUCUUCUUUAUUUUUUAUUACUUUCUUUUUUCUUUUUCUUUUUAUCUAUUUAACUGUAGAUACAACUGAUCCAACAUCUACAGUUUAUAAAUACAACAGAAACUGUGUUUUAACAUCUUUGAUUCAUUUUCUGUUUAAUGAAAAUAAACAGUCCUGUCUAUUCAUGUCCUGUUGGUGUUUGAUUUGUUUGUAUUAAACUGAGCAGACAGAGUGCGACAAGUUUCACUUUUUCCUGCUGUAAAAUCUGUUGCAGUUCUCCACCAGUGAGAAAACUACAGAUGCUGAGUGAAUGAAAAGGUAAAAGAACAAAGAGAGAACAGAGAGCACAGAAAUGACAAUUAAAACCUUUAACUUGUAAGACACAAAGACACAAAAAGGGAAAAAGCUCAUGGUGGAAAUAGUUAAGACAUAAAAGGACCAGAAGGGGGCGACACGUCCUCAUCUGCUCUGACUGUAAAUUUGCAUCAAUGAAUAUGAAACUGUUCAGAUUCAAACUAAAUAAAGACUGUUACUUUUUUCUGUCACUGUUACUUUUUGAGGAACUAGAUUCUCCUCCCCAUCUUUCAGUCUGACAGGAAGUUUGUUUUUUAAGACACUGAGACUGAGACUGAUGAUCACUCAGUGGUAAAACAGCAGGUGUUGAUGGAGCGAUGAACGAUGGUGUGAAUCUUAAAAUCCAGGAGAAAAAAAUUAAUCAGAGAAAGUUUCCUCAUCGACUGACACCACUGACACUGAAGUGAGGAUCCUGAGGACUCAGCACAAUGAGUCGUCCACAGGGCUACACAGAAGGUUCAACAGGUGAAGCUCCUGGUUCCCAACAAACAAAAUCUACCAGAAGGUCAAAGGUCACAUCAGAGAGAGUGGCCCUGCUGGUUCUCUGUGCUCUGAUGGCAGCUGCUGUCAUUGUUAUUUACCGUCUCUAUUUAGAUCAUUUCCAAACCAAGAAAAAUCUCCAAACACUGAGAGAUGAGAAUGAAGCUCUGAAAAGAAACCUCACAGAGAGACUCAGUGAAACAAAACCAUGCACCACAGUGCAGCCUGUUUGCCCAAAACAUCCUGAAGUAAAAAUAAAUGAUUCAUGUCUGAAGUGUGAAACAGGCUGGGAGCAACAUGGAGGACAGUGUUAUUAUUUCUCCACCAGACGUUCAUCCUGGAAAGAGAGCAGAAGCUUCUGCAAACGUCGAGGAGGAGACCUGGUUAAGAUAGACAGCAGAGAGGAGCAGAGUUUCCUGGAGAAAACAGUGAGAAAAAAAAUGGACGUUGCUGACGACUUGUUCUGGAUCGGACUGACAGACUCAAAGACAGAGGGUGAAUGGUUGUGGGUGGACGACUCACCACUGAACACAAGUCUGAGUUUCUGGAUGUCAUGGGAGCCAGACAACUGGACUGGGGAGGAUCCUGAUGGAGAGAACUGUGCGAGGAUGGGGGUGAGAGGAGGAGCAACAGAUCUGAAGUGCUGGUUUGAUAAAUCCUGUAAAGUGAAUCAGAAAUAUAUUUGUGAGAAAGAAGCAGAAAUUGGAGAAUAUAUGGUCUCAUGUGUCUGAAUUUGAACAGAAUCAUUCAGCUUGUUAUUGAUCUUCUUCAGUUGUGCUACAGCUCACAUGUAAAAUAUUUUAUAAACAAUUUUCAACCAUAAACUUAUUUUC
Molecule: messenger RNA, 1777 nt
Organism: Lates calcarifer (barramundi perch)
Lineage: Eukaryota; Metazoa; Chordata; Actinopteri; Centropomidae
Product: CD209 antigen-like protein E
Exons: 8
Coding region: 893-1675 (260 amino acids)
Source: RefSeq, a predicted model, not a curated record